UCAUCUGGACUCACAGCUGUGAAAAUGGAGGCUAACAUGUUGGACACAAGCAAGCCCUUAUCAUCAGAAGGCGAUAACUUGCUUCUGGACUCAGACCUGUAUGAUGCAGACGGCUUUGACAACCCAGACCCUGGGCUGCUGUCAGAAAAGAAUGAGCUGUGUUCCCUGGAGCAGUCGCAGGGCCUGCAGCUUUUCACCAGCACCCAGCGGUGGCAAAACGUGCCCCUGUGUACCCGCGCCCACCAGCUGUGGCUGCUCAUUCGUACUGGCCUCCAUAAUGUUGUGGAAAAGGAAAAGAGAGCUGAGCUGCGCGUUGCUCGCUUGACACAUGGGCUGGAGCCACUGCGCCGCCUGGAGGUGCCAGCUGGGCUGCGAUCCGUGGCACAAGACCCAGUGGGAGGACAUUUUGUGGUGCUGGAUGGGGCAGGUUGCCUGCACCUGCAUAAAAAGGAUGGCUGGGCUCAGGAGACGCUGCUGGCCCCUGUGGCACUUACUGGUCUGGUAGCUGUGCUGGGCCCUCUGGGAGCGGUGGGUCGCUUUGUAGGCUGGGGCCCCACAGGGCUGGCCAUACUAAGGCCAGACCUCAGCCUGCUGUGGUUGAGCCCGCCCGAGGUGGGUAGGGUGCUAGGCCGUGAGCCCACUUGCUGCCUGCCGGUGCCCAGCCUGGGGCUGCUGCUUGUGGCUGAGGUGGGCGGCAGCCUGGCUCUCUUCAAGUUCCGCUCAGGUGGUCGCCGCCUGGUGCUGCGUGGCUUACCCCUGCAGCCACCACCAGGCCUGGCGGGCACACUCGAGCGUCUGGCUCUGGGGCCAGGGUCUACCCAGCAAGACACACACUGCUUCGCAGCCUACGGCUCAGCUGUGCUCACCUUGGAUCUACAAGCCUGGAAUCUCACAGAUGUGCGCCAAAAUCUGCACGAAACCACCAUCUCUGACCUGGCCUACUUCGAGGAGGCAAAGGCCAUGGUAACGUCUUCCCAAGACAGUACGGUGAAGGUGUGGGAGGUUAACUGGCAGAUCCGCCUGGUGUUCGCGGGUCACACAGGCCCGGUGACAGCAAUGGUCAUUCUCCCGAACACCACCCGAGUGUCUUCCGCCUCUCAGGAUGGAACGUUGCGCACGUGGGACCUGCAGGCGGAGGCGCAGGUGGGAGAGGUGGCGCUGUGCUCCUGGGGCCAGGACGUGCUGUCCGCGCGCGUGAGCCGUUUGCUGGCACCUGCGGCCCGGGGCUGGCCGGUGCUCUCUCUCUGCGCGAGCAGCGUGGAGCUUUGGCGCCUGAGCGAGCUCUACUCGCCGUUGGCGCAGCUGCCCGCGCCCGUGCUCUACCUCCAGGUGGCGCCUGCGCUACCAGCGCCCGUGAACCCAUCUCUGCCCGCGCGCCUCGUAUGCGCUUGUGUGGAUGGCUCCGUCUACCUGGUGUCAGCUGCAACAGGGAGAACAGUGAGCGCACUGCUGCUCGAGGCCGAGGACUGCGCGGUUGCGGUGGCCUACUGCCUUCCGCGCGAGGCCCUGUGGCUGCUGACGCGCACAGGACACCUGGUGCGCGCCAACGCAGCAUGCUGCCCCAUGAGCGUGCUGCAUCGUGUGUGCCCGCCACCGCCCCCGGCGCCACAGCCCUGUUGCUUGCACUUGUACAGCCACCUCACAGACCCCGGUAGCGCGUUAGCCUGCUGGGAGAUCGUGCGCCAGAACAAGGGCGAUCUGCGCCGCAGCGCCAUGGCCUGGGCUUGGAAGAACAAGAACCGGUACCUGCCAGUGAUAGGGCAUACAGAUGGCGCACUCUCGGUGCUUGAUUGGCUCUCCUCGAAAACUGUGUUCCAUACAGAGGCGCACAGCCCAGGCCCUGUUACCGCCAUUGCGUCCACCUGGAACAGCAUCGUUUCUUCGGGUGGAGAUCUGACCGUGAAGAUGUGGCGUGUCUUCCCCUAUGCAGAGGAGAGCCUGAGCCUGCUGCGCACCUUCUCCUGCUGCCACCCAGUUGUGGUGCUUUGUGCUCUGGGUAAACGCAUCACUGUAGGCUUUGAGGACCCAAAUAGUGCCACCUAUGGCCUGGUGCAGUUUGGCUUGGGUGAGGGCCGGCGCUGUGACCACCGGCCCCAGGAUGAUCCCAUGGACCACAUCACUGGCUUGUGCUGCUGCCCCACACUCAAGCUGUAUGCCUGCUCCAGCCUGGACUGCACCAUCCGCAUCUGGACCUCUGAGAACCGCCUUCUGCGGCUCCUGCAGCUGGACGGUUCCCCUCAGGCCCUGGCCUUCUCCAGCAACAGUGGAGACCUGGUGCUGGCACUGGGUUCCCGUCUCUGCCUAGUCUCCCACAGGCUCUAUCUGCCCACAGCCUACCUAGUUAAGAACCUGUGCCAGAAGGCUCCUGACGUGGUGGAUGACCCUCCAUUGCCACUGACCAGCCACGAGUCACUGACCUCCAUCCAGAUACAAAGGCUCACCAACCUGCAUGGGGCAUUCAGUCUCAAGUCUUCUGGCAGGUCUCAGCUGUCCUUGAGACUCCCAUUUAGCCCCUGGGGUCAGGGCCUGACUGUGUGCCCCCUGCAUGAGGACUCAGGACUCCUGGACUGCUCAGAGGCUGCCACAUCCAUCCCAGCCCUGCCAUUCCCUCUCCUGGCUGGUCCUUGUCCUGCUUUCUGCCCUGUCCUACUGGACUGUAUCUCACCUGUGCUUUUCCCUUUCUGCAGCCCGGCCCUGCUCUCCACCCGUCGCCAGACAGCAACACCUCAGCAGCUAGUGAUGAAGGAGGACUUGGAGGCCAUAAUGGCCCGUGACCAAGACCUUCAGGAGUUGAGGCUGGGACAGGUCAUCCCAGCAGCCCGGCCCCCACCCUCCUGGAAGCAGCGCCAGGAAGCCUUUGACAAUUACCUACGUUUGAUCUAUGGCCCUGGACUAUUGGACAUGCAGUUCAAAAGGGAGCCCCAGCAGGGGAGCAUCAUGACCCUCACCACAGAAAGAGAGCUCCAAGACAAGACAUGUGUACCCCGUCCAGAACUGCCUCCUGCUUUGGGCAGGCUACCAUCAGCAGUGAGGCCCAGACAGUACCCAAAGCCCUUCUCCACCCCCAGACCCCAGGGGCCCCAGGCCAGCGUUUUGUUUUGCCCACCCCGCCCCCAAGUGAUCUUGCCCAUUCCACCCACCACCAGAAGGUCCACAGCAAAGUGUCCAAGAAUCCCCCUGACUCCUUGGCUGCCUCAGCUUCUUGCCUGCUCUUCCCUGAGCUGUGACUUGGGCCUCAGUCUGGAUCUGCAGAUGCAGCUGGAGCAGCUCAGAGAGGAGAUGACCAUGGCCUUGGACCCACCGUCGUCCCAUCUCCAGGUCCCACUUUGGCUGCAGAAACAGCCCAAGGAUCCUCUCUCAAAUCUCAAGGGCUUCUUUCCUGCCACUGUGCAGUCCCACAAGUACUGCCCACGACCCAUCAGCUUCCCCGGCUGUGUGCCCAACUCCGUGGCACUUCAGCAGAUGUGGCCGUCCACAGAGAUCAGCUGUCUCAGACCCCUGACCACGCUCGCCUCCUAUACUGAGAACAGACUCAAGCCAGAUGCAAGCCUGGAUGACCUAUGGCUACAGCGCCACAGGUGGUCCAAGUGGCACAGUAGGCUGAUGCAGUGGCUUCAUGGGAAGUCUGAGAAGGAAGAGGAAGAAGAGGAGGAGGAGGAGAAGGAACUGAAAAUAGACUGGAUCUCAGCUUCUCUGAGUUCACCCAGGAUGUAUUCUGACCAACAGUUAGAUUACUGGGAGGCAGAGGCUGGGAGCGCCAUGGACUUGAUUGGCGAGUCCCAGAGCUUCCAUGAGGCCCCCAGGACCAAAAUCUACUUUGGCUCCCAGUACCACCAGGGGCAUUCACUCUGGGAAGAGCGCUAUGGGCAUCUGCCCAGGUUCCUGCACUCUUUCGUCAUCCAGAACUGGUUCAAAAAGCUGUUCCCCAUCUUCACCCUGGAGGCCUACCCUGAGAUGGGCACAGUGGAGGGCCUGGCCUCCAUGUUGGUGGACCUGCUGGCAGAGGCCAUCUGGGAAGACCGUGUGCAUAUCCUAAAUGCACUGCUGAGACUGCUGCCUGAUGUGAGCAGUGACCUCCACAGUCGGCUGCAGAGCAACCUCUUGCACUUGCUCAACUUGGACAACCCCCCCAGCCUCCAGGACCACAUUCAGAAGCAGUUUGUGAUGCUGGCACUGCAGCUGCUGCUGGCCUGCUCCCUGGAUUCCCGUGAUGUGGUGCUAGAGCUCAUGUCCUACUUCCUCUACUCUCCAGCUUCCGACCGGCCAGAGCUCAAGAAGCUGCUGAAUGGUCUGGGCCUUCGGGACCCAGAGGGCUUCCUGUUCAAGGAGAUGAUGACCUGGGUCCAGGGCUCCAAGCUUAAUUCCAAGGCCAAGCUGCGCUUAUACUGCUGCCAGAAGCUGGAGGGCAUGAUCCAGCAGCUGAAGAUGGAAACUUUACAGCCAUCUACAGCUCAGUUGUCAAUGGUGCUGCCCAAAGGCUCUGAUACCUGGCCGCCUUCCUUUCCUCCCAGGGAGGACCAGUCACAGGCUUCAGCAGUCUCAGGGGCUCCUUCGAGCAUCUUCUGGCCGCAAGCCUCUCAGGCGCUCCUCCAUGUCCUGGAGCCUCCCUUGCUUGUGGUGUCCCCCACAGAAUCUAAAGCUGGAUCCCCAGAGCCCCAGGCUCACUUUUACACUGGGCAGACCAGGCGGUCGCUCUCAGAGACGCUGAAGAGCUUCUGCUCGGUGCCUGAGCCCUCCAUGCCCACUGCACCACAUGGCCUGCCACAGCCGCUGGAAAACACCGACUGGUCGAAAUGGCAGAUGCUGGACCUGGGCUACGUCGAUGCACUCAACCACUUCUGCGAGCAGCAUCAAGUACAGCAGCAGAGUUUGAUCCAGAAGGAAACCGAACAGCCACCCUGCUCUGCAUCCCUGCGCCCUCCUGUGCCUAACACUGUGGUGGCGCCACCCAGGGAUCAAGGGCACUACCCCAUACUUAGACUGCAGGAAGCCAAGGCUCGGAGCUCUGGGAUGAGAAUGAAGGGCCGUGUGAUGUCACAUCUCAGCACCCACUGUGCCCGUUCACUGGACCGUUCCAUCCGGGUGCUAAAGCUGCCCCUGCCGAGAGUGGAGCUGCAGCCCUUCCCCCCAGGCUGGCCCGCACCCCCUCGUGCCCUGCCCCCGUUGCUCCUGCAGCCCACCCUGCAGCGCUACUUUCUGCCCGAAGAUGCGGAUCCUGACAGCUACAGCUGACCUGGCAGGCACGGUGGGUCCUGUGUCUCAAUCCCGCCAAGUUGAAUUGCAACAACACUUGUGUCUUCUAUGUUCCCUGGCAUAGGCCUGCAUCUAGAAUAAAGUCCAGAGGCUUUGGCAA
Marmota flaviventris (yellow-bellied marmot) is the source of this 5353-nucleotide messenger RNA. Lineage: Eukaryota; Metazoa; Chordata; Mammalia; Rodentia; Sciuridae. The record is from RefSeq and is a predicted model, not a curated record.